CUACCAAUGCUUGCAUAUGAUCGAGUCCAGCCCCACCCUUUUGCGUGGGACUUAAAAGAAUUCCAACCCUGAAAUUCAAAAUGGCGGAUAAAGAUAAGGUCGAGAAGAAGAUAGAAGGAAUAGCAAGAGCAGUUACUAAAGAGAAGAGCGAGCACGUCCUGAUACUAGUAAUAUCUGGUCUAUUGAAAGGAAAGGCGCUAAUGAACUUCCAGCAAAAAGUUGAGGAUAUAUUUCGCAAACUCUUCAAAUUCGCCAUUGUGCCGAUCAUAGACGAAAAGAAAGAUUUUAUAGUUGCAGCAUUGAAAGAAGCGACGGAAAGGAAAUAUUAUGAUUCACUUUUCAAUAAUUUUACUGUUUUCUUUCUCUUCCUCACUCCUGUUUAUGUUGAAGGCGAUCGAAAGUACAUUGUCUGCAAAGAUGGACGUAUCUCCAUCAAAGAUGACAUCAUCUCUCCUUUUAAUACCAACUUCUCUCACAAAAAUAAGGUUUUUCUAUUUGAUGGUUGCCUUGAUGAGAGUCAAUCCCCUCCUCGUGAUUUAGUAACAUCAGUUGAAGUUGAGUCUCUCGGUGUUACGGAUACAAAAUGGCUGCCAAAGAACGGGAACAACCUCAUUGCGUUUUCACCUUUCACUGUCGUUCCAAAGGGCAAACCAGACAGCAUUGGAAAAUGGAGUCUUACUUUUAUGGAUAAUCUUGAAAAAUACGUCCUACCGAUUACUUUGAUACUCGACAAGACGUGGGAUGAUCUUGCUCCACCCAUUUCUGGUCCCCAGGAACCUCAUUAUGUCAGUUCAAUGGAGCCAAUACUCUUACACAAAUACGAUUUGAUUGACUUCGAGAAUAGAAAUUCAGGCCCACCAGGAAAUGUCCCACCAGAAGAAAUUGAGGUUCCGAAGGAUAUUACUCUCAUAUAUGAUUGCAGACCCGACCAGAAAGAUCUUAUAAAAGCUCUCGAAAAACUUGGCAAAGCUGAAAAAUCAGUAUGGAGGGAUAAAUUUGGUGCUCGUUUUAAAGCUAUAGAUCCAGAUCUUAAUGUCUCAUUCGCUACCAAAUUUGAGUAUUUGAUUGAGAAUAUGUACAGCUGUGGCCUGCCUAAGAGCUGGCGCCAGGUUCUAGAGGUACUAGAUCAGCACCUCCAGAUAAAGGUUGAUGAGGUGAAGGAUGGUAAGAAGGAGAAAGUACCUGUCUCUUAUUUCGUAAAAGCAUACAUGACGGAUAAUUAUGAUACUUAUAUUGGCAGAAAGAAAUAGUCAUACUUUUGUGUGCUUUCAACUUUCAUUUAGUCAAGUUUUUGCUAUUCUGAUAAUGAAACUUGUAAUGUUUUUUUGUGCAAC
Molecule: messenger RNA, 1334 nt
Organism: Amphimedon queenslandica
Lineage: Eukaryota; Metazoa; Porifera; Demospongiae; Haplosclerida; Niphatidae
Exons: 3
Coding region: 81-1250 (389 amino acids)
Source: RefSeq, a predicted model, not a curated record